Molecule: messenger RNA, 2435 nt
Organism: Topomyia yanbarensis
Lineage: Eukaryota; Metazoa; Arthropoda; Insecta; Diptera; Culicidae
Product: nitric oxide-associated protein 1
Exons: 3
Coding region: 120-2225 (701 amino acids)
Molecular function (GO): GTP binding
Source: RefSeq, a predicted model, not a curated record
UGAAACUGGCAACCUUGGAUAGCUAACAAAAAAUAUUUACAUCCGCAUCUGGACCCACACCAGCGUUGACCCUAUGGGACAAUCUGAAAUUAUAACCAGAAUAAUCGAAAUCAGAUACGAUGUUUCGAAUUCCGCUACAAAGCGUUUUACCUACCGGCACCUAUUCACGGAUUAGUUACUUGCGUUCGGCGUUGCUCAUGGUACGUUCUUGUUCUUCAUCCGACAGUUCUGCACAAUUGAAAGAACACCGCUCGUAUAGCUCACCGGAGGAACUUUUUGAAAAGGUAAAAGAUAAGAUUCACUAUAGCUCGUACGUAGAAAGCAAUACUUUAAAACUGGGUUACAAACGAAACAAAAUAUUCGAGAAAAAGCUUCGGGCUGCAGAAUACCGGCAUAUCCGGGACCGUGUUGAUGUACAGCCCUUCCCAGUUGCCCUGCAACAUCUCUAUGGGGAACGGCUAGAGGAAGAACCGUGUGAAAUUGACGAUACGGUUGAAGUGGUAGACUAUCUGCCCUAUCAGAAACUUGAACUAAAAGUGCAACGCACUACCGACGCGAAUACCCAAUCACUGGUAGAGCAAGCUCCAACCACCGGCGAAUGGAUGUCCGACUAUGAAUACUACGAGGAAGACGAAACGGAUGAGCGAAAAUCAUUUUAUGGAACACCGGAUCCGGCGGAACCGGUUUCCAGCAUACCGUGCGGUGGUUGUGGAGCCAUGUUGCACUGUGUCGAACCCAGCAUCCCCGGUUACCUGCCCAGUCAGCUGUUUAAGAGGAAAUCCAAACAACAACUCAUGACGAGUGUUUGCCAGAGAUGUCACUUUUUGAAAACUUAUAAUACGGCAAUUAAUGUGACUGUUUCGCCGGAAGAUUAUGUGGAAAUGAUUUCGCGCAUAAAAGAUCAGAAAGCGAUGGUCCUGUUAAUGGUUGAUCUACUAGACUUCCCAUGUUCCAUUUGGCCGGGUCUAUCGGAAAUUCUCGGCCCGGACAGGUCGAUCAUAGUUGUUGGCAAUAAGGUGGACCUGUUGCCGAAAGAUUGUCCAGGUUACUUGGACGACAUACGAAACAAUCUUACUAAGGUUAUGCUUGAAGCGGGUUUCGACAAAAACAAUAUUAAGCAUGUGGCGCUGAUUUCAGCUACUACUGGAUUCGGAGUGGAACAGCUGAUUACAAAAUUGCACAAUGUUUGGGGCACCCGCGGGGACGUCUACUUGGUAGGAUGUACAAACGUGGGUAAAAGUUCACUAUUCAAUGCCCUGCUGAAAUCCGAUUUUUGUAAAGUACAGGCUUCCGAUCUUGUACAAAGGGCAACUGCUAGUCCUUGGCCUGGAACAACGUUAAGAAUGUUGAAAUUUCCCAUACUAAGAGCGUCGGAUUAUCGCUUAUUUCUUCGUACAAAAAGAUUACAAUCCGAGCGGGUAAAACAGAUUGAAGAGAACAAAUUACGUAGACAUCAAGCUAAAAGUACCGGAUUGGUUAAACAUGCUACUUUAAUAGGUCACAUCGGAAGAACUUUCGUCCAGGAACAAUCGGAAUCGAUGGACCAUUUUUCGGUUACCCAGCGAGGCAGUACGGGCGCAGUACCUAUUUUGACGUUGAACGAAAAAAGCGACAUUUAUGUCAACAGCAAAUGGUGUUACGAUACUCCGGGUGUUGUUCAACCGGAUCAAAUUACGAAUCUUCUAACUACGGAUGAGUUACUCCAGGUAUUCCCCAAGCAAAUGAUCCGUCCCCGAGCAUUCCUUCUUAAAACAGGAAUGACCCUUUUUCUCGCUGGUCUUGGGCGUUUGGAUUACCUUGAAGGUCUACCUACUACACGAGUCCUACUAUACGCUUCACCGAAGCUACCGACGUUGAUUUGCGACACCGAUAAAGCCGAUAUGAUCUAUCACACUUUGCUGGGUUCAGAGUACCUGCGAGUACCUCGUGCAGACCCGGACCGACUGGCUAAGUGGCCUCAGUUGCAAGCAUCGACUGAUAUUCUACUAACCGGUAUCGCGAAACACAUAUCCGUUGCAGAUAUUCUACUCUCAUCCGCCGGAUGGAUUGCCAUCAAUUUACCCGCCGGUGUGGAAGCUACCUUCCGCGCGUGGACUCCGGAACGACGAGGCAUUUUCGUCCGACAACCGGCGCUGCUAGCGCACGGGAUGAAUCUGCGAGGGAAAAGAAUACGAGGGACGUUAGCAUACCGGCUGGGGGACGCCUUUGUUAAACAAAAGGAAUGAAUGGUUGAUUGACAUUGUGCAAUUAGGUGUAUUACAUGUUCUUGUUACGAGGGUAAGUUUAACUAUUCGAACAGUACUAGAUAUUUUUUUAAAUAUACUGAAAUAGGGUAACCCUGUUAUAGUUGCUUGUUUUAGUUUUGAUUGGCUUCUCACAAUUAUCAAUAUCAGACAAUACAUAAAUAAUGCUCAACAUGUCUCUAUAAUAAAUGA